Molecule: messenger RNA, 1882 nt
Organism: Annulohypoxylon truncatum
Lineage: Eukaryota; Fungi; Ascomycota; Sordariomycetes; Xylariales; Hypoxylaceae
Product: MFS general substrate transporter
Exons: 2
Coding region: 91-1683 (530 amino acids)
Biological process (GO): transmembrane transport
Molecular function (GO): transmembrane transporter activity
Source: RefSeq, a predicted model, not a curated record
UUCAUUCUCGUGAGGAUUUGUGUCUGAAUCAGCAAGCCCAGCUCACUGUUCAAUGAAGAUUCUCAGCAAUUAAUUGAAUAUUCCUUCACAAUGACCAUCACCACCUCACCCGACGAAAAUGACGUCAACAAGGCCGACGACAGCGACACCAAGCAAGCCUCCGCCUCUGCUAGCGAGGUUACUCCGCUCUUAGCCGCAUCGCCCGUAGCCACGACGGCCGACUCCAAUGUCGCCUCAGCCGUCGCGGGGGAGGACGAGUCCCUCCUCCCUAAGCCCGAUGAGAAGGAAUUGCCUAAGUUACAGAUCUUACUACUCUGCUACGCGCGGCUCAUCGAACCCAUUGCUUUCUUCUCCAUCUUUCCAUAUAUAAACCAGAUGGUGCAGGAGAACGGACAACUGGACGAAGCAGACGUAGGCUUCUACGCCGGGCUCAUCGAGUCCAACUUCUCGCUAGUCCAGAUGCUCGUAAUGAUGUUCUGGGGCCGAGCCGCCGACCGCUGGGGCCGCAAGCCCGUCCUCGUCGCCUCGCUGAUCGGCCUGUCGAUCUCCACCUCGCUCUUCGGCCUCUCGCGCACCAUCUGGCAGAUGAACCUGCUGCGCUCCCUAGCCGGCGUCUUCGCCGGCACCAUCGUCACCAUCCGGACCAUGAUCUCCGAGCACAGCACCGCGCGCACCCAGGCCCAGGCCUUCAGCUGGUUCGCGUUCAGCGGGAACCUGGGUAUCUUCAUAGGCCCCUUGAUCGGAGGCGCGCUCGCCGAUCCCGCGCACCAGUAUCCCCGGGCGUUUGGCGGCGUUAGGUUUUUCGAGGAGUAUCCUUACAUGUUGUCGUCGAUCGUCACUGGGUGUAUUGGCCUGACAGCCGCACUUACAAGCGCAUUGCUCAUCGAAGAGACCCUGAAGAAAGACAAGCGAAGCAACCCCAAUCCCAAUUCCACCAACGCCGACGACGACAGCGAAGCAACAGCAGGCGCCCCCAGACCCUCCUCACCCAGCACCCUAGACCUACUCAAAGCCCCCGGCGUCAAGAUCGUACUGUACAACUACGCGCACGUGAUGCUCCUCGGCUUCGCGUACACGGCCAUCGUCCCCGUAUUCUGGUUCACCAACGUUCAGCUCGGGGGAUUCGGCUUCACGCCUCUCCAAAUCUCCCUACUCCUCGGCCUAACCGGUCUAUCGCAAGCGAUAUGGCUCCUGCUCAUCUUCCCUCCGCUGACGAACCGGCUCGGCACCAACGGCGUGCUGCGAGCCGCGGGGACCGCGUACCCGUUCUUCAUGGUCAUCAUGCCGUUCAUGAACCUGAUUCUGUACCAGGGCACGCACGCCGCGGAAACUGCGUUCUGGGUCCUUAUGCCGAUACUACUAGUUCUCGGUUCCGGCGUCAGUAUCGCGUUUACCGGAGUUCAACUCGCGCUCAACGACGUCUCGCCCUCGCCGGAGACUCUCGGCACGUUAAACGCGAUGGCCCUAACGGUCGCGAGCGGUCUACGCGCUUUCUGCCCUGCGCUCUUCACGAGUUUGUUUGCCGUUAGUGUUAAAAAGCAGCUCCUCUGGGGCUAUCUAGUCUGGCUUGUUCUCGCCAUUAUGGCCGUCGGUUUCACCAUUUCGACGCGGUUCUUGCCACCGACUAGCGAGAAGGGCUAUGAGCGCGUGGCAGCGGAGUCGGAACGGGAAGGUGAUGAGUGAAGAAACUAAAAAUGAAAAAGGGCUUGCGAGAAGGCUAGACAUCACCAUUAGUGUAGGAACUAGAAAUGUGUCUUGGCCUAAUGUGAGACAUGGGCCAGUACAGCUAAAACGAAGACAGCGUCUUGGACAAAUAUGGGCUAGACUGCAUCUUAAAGUGCUGAGUCUCAUUUGUGUCUCAUUCCCUUGAGACGACCAUGUC